UUACGCUUCAAACUCUCAAGAGAACCCAAAUCGAUCUGAAAAUUUUCCUAUCCCUCCUCCUCCUUCCGUCUUCUCUCUCAGAUCCAGGCCCCGGUCGGAAGCUACGCUUGAUUUCUUCUGGCCCUGCUUGACGAUAUUACUCAGGUUUUUUUUGCAGACUCAUUAAGUAUAGAAAAUGACUAUCCGGACACCUGGAACACCAGCUUCAAAAAUAGAUAGGACACCAGCAUCGACCCCUGGAGGGCCACGAGCUAAGGAGGAGAAGAUUGUGGUGACAGUAAGGGUAAGGCCUUUAAACAAAAAGGAGCAACUGGCUAGAGAUCAAGUGGCAUGGGAUUGCAUUGAUGAUCAUACAAUCGUGCAUAAACCAGCAGCACAUGAACGUGUAGCUCAACCGGCCUCGUUUACUUUUGAUAAGGUUUUUGGUCCUCCUUGUUUGACUGAAACUGUGUACGAGGAAGGAGUAAAGAAUGUUGCAUUGUCUGCCUUGAUGGGCAUUAAUGCAACUAUUUUUGCUUAUGGACAAACUAGCAGUGGAAAGACAUACACAAUGAGGGGAAUAACAGAGAAGGCUGUCAAUGAUAUUUAUAAUCAUAUAAUGAACACCCCAGAGAGAGAUUUUACCAUAAAAAUAUCAGGACUAGAAAUAUACAAUGAGAACGUUAGGGACCUGUUAAAUUCAGAAUCUGGUCGCAACCUGAAGCUGCUAGAUGAUCCUGAGAAAGGUACCGUGGUUGAGAAGUUGGUGGAAGAAACGGCAAAUGAUGACAAGCAUUUGAGACACCUGAUCUCAAUCUGUGAAGCUCAGAGGCAGGUUGGUGAAACUGCUCUCAAUGAUACUAGCUCUCGAUCCCACCAAAUAAUAAGGCUGACAAUUCAGAGUACAUUGCGUGAAAAUUCAGACUGUGUGAAAUCUUUUGUUGCGACCCUGAACUUUGUUGAUCUGGCUGGAAGUGAAAGGGCUGCCCAGACACAUGCAGAUGGCACUAGGCUCAGAGAAGGUUGCCAUAUUAACCUUAGCUUGAUGACUCUUACAACUGUCAUCAGAAAGCUCAGUGUUGGAAAAAGAAGUGGUCACAUACCUUAUAGAGAUUCAAAGCUCACGCGCAUAUUGCAACAUUCCCUUGGGGGGAACGCACGCACUGCUAUCAUAUGUACUUUGAGUCCGGCACUAAGUCAUGUAGAACAAUCGCGAAACACUCUUUUCUUUGCUACCCGAGCAAAGGAAGUAACAAAUAAUGCUCAAGUGAACAUGGUUGUUUCGGAGAAGCAGCUUGUUAAACGUUUGCAAAAGGAAGUAGCUAGACUCGAGGCAGAGUUGCGCACUCCGGAUCCAUCUAACGAAAAGGAUUGGAAAAUUCAACAGAUGGAGAAGGAAAUCGAAGACCUGAAACGCCAAAGGGACCAUGCACAAUCUCAGGUGGAUGAGUUACGAAAAAAACUCCAAGAAGAUCAGCAGGUCUCAGGCCCACUUGAAUCACCCCAUCUCUCGGUCAAAAAGUGUCUCUCAUUCACUGGUGCAUUAUCAGUGCCAGGUGGUGGUGAUAGAGCAAGGAACACAGCAUUAAGGCAGUCCAUGAGGCAAUCUUCUACUGCCCCUUUUGCCCUCAUGCAUGAAAUCCGCAAACUUGAGCACCUCCAAGAGCAAUUAGGUGAAGAAGCUAAUCGAGCUUUGGAAGUAUUACAAAAGGAAGUGGCAUGUCACAGACUAGGUAAUCAAGAUGCAGCUGAGACUAUUGCAAAGCUGCAGGCAGAAAUAAGGGAAAUGCAGUCAGCCAAGCCAAUGUCUAAGGAUGUUGAAGUUGGAAGCAUGGUUGCUAUUGAUAAAAGUGUUAGUGCGAACCUCAAGGAAGAGAUUACUAGACUUCAUUCACAGGGCAGCACCAUUGCAAAUCUUGAGCAGCAGCUUGAGAAUGUUCAAAGGUCUAUAGACAAGUUGGUGAUGUCUCUCCCCAGCAACCAUCAGCAGUUAAAUGACGAAGCACACUUAAAGAACAAAAAAGAACACAAAAGGAAAAAGUUGAUUCCUUUGGCUUCAAGUAAUGCGGCCAAUCGACAAAACUUCUUACGGUCUCCCUGCUCACCAUUAUCAACUACUCAACAGGUUUUGGAAUCUGAUAUUGAAAACAAGGCUCCUGAGAAUGAUGAUAAUGUUACUAGUGAGAUUCUGCCAGAGUCCGAAAAGGAGACUCCAUCAAAGAGUGAAGACGGGGAUGUUUCAUCAAAGGAAAAUAAUUCGGGUUAUCGACGCUCCAGUUCAGUUAACAUGAAGAAAAUGCAGAAAAUGUUUCAGAAUGCUGCAGAAGAGAAUGUAAGAAGUAUAAGAGCGUAUGUAACAGAAUUGAAAGAACGUGUGGCCAAACUGCAAUAUCAAAAGCAAUUACUCGUUUGUCAGGUGCUUGAGCUUGAAGCAAAUGAAGCAAAUGGCCACGAUAUCGAAAAUGAAGAGAACUUCUGUGAAUCAGAAGAACCACAAGUUUCAUGGCAAGUACUAUUUAAAGAGCAACGGCAGCAGAUCAUUGACUUAUGGGACCUAUGUUAUGUCUCCAUAAUUCAUAGGACGCAGUUUUACUUAUUAUUCAAGGGAGACCCAGCUGAUCAAAUAUACCUGGAAGUGGAACUAAGGCGGUUGACUUGGUUGCAACAGCACCUUGCACAACUUGGCGAUGCGAGCCCAGCUCACUUUGGGGAUGAGCCUACCAUCUCUCUGUCAUCAAGUAUUAGGGCCUUGAGACGAGAAAGAGAAUUUCUUGCCAAGAGAUUGACCUCACGCUUGACAGCAGAGGAGAGGGAUGCGUUAUAUAUUAAAUGGGAUGUCCCUCUUGAUGGGAAGCAAAGGAAGAUACAAUUUGUUAACAAGCUCUGGACUAAUCCCCAGGAUCCCAAGCAUAUACAUGAGAGUGCUCAAAUAGUUGCAAAGCUUGUAGGUUUCUGUGAAGGAGGCAACAUGUCAAAGGAGAUGUUUGAGCUGAAUUUUGUGCUGCCAUCUGAUAAGAGGCCAUGGCUCAUGGGCUGGAAUAAUAUAACAAACCUUCUUAACUUGUAGGAAUCGUGUCUGUUAAGUUCCAUUAAAUGCUUGUACAUGAAAAAGAAUUUCUGCCUUUUAUAUUUAUGUAUAAUUUUAUUCAGCUUAAUUCAAAAUGAUUGUUUUGAACAAUUGUUUUCCUUAAUAAACUAAUCCAUUCCAUUUGGAUUCCAAU
Messenger RNA from Neltuma alba, 3200 nucleotides. Its product is annotated as kinesin-like protein NACK1. NCBI's taxonomy places the organism in Eukaryota, Viridiplantae, Streptophyta, Magnoliopsida, Fabales, Fabaceae. Gene Ontology annotation, molecular function: microtubule motor activity; microtubule binding; ATP binding. The record is from RefSeq and is a predicted model, not a curated record. Gene Ontology annotation, biological process: microtubule-based movement.